This is a messenger RNA of Larimichthys crocea (large yellow croaker), 3561 nucleotides long. Its product is annotated as phosphofurin acidic cluster sorting protein 1. Gene Ontology annotation, biological process: protein localization to plasma membrane. The record is from RefSeq and is a predicted model, not a curated record. Gene Ontology annotation, molecular function: transmembrane transporter binding. The transcript is spliced from 20 exons. The coding region runs from base 1201 to 3561 and encodes 786 amino acids. NCBI's taxonomy places the organism in Eukaryota, Metazoa, Chordata, Actinopteri, Sciaenidae.
ACCGGGGUUUUAUUUUGUAUUGUGUCGCUGAUUUCCUGCUCUGUGCUGAGUUCAUGCUCCGGGGAAACGGAUCAUGUGUUUGGCUGCAGACUUCUGUCCAGUGUGACCACACGGUGGCAGCAGAGGUCUGACUGUCACACCAACAUCAACAAACAACAUUGUUCAUUUAAAGUUCUUCAUUAAAGAACCGGAGCAUCUUUAAUAAUUAUUGUCAGUAUUAAUAACUGUGAGAUAUGAAACAACAGCAGAUCCAACAGAACCAUCAGUCCACGUCCUUUCUCUUAUCCGAUUCAUAGACCAGAUGACCCAUGUAGACCCUCCAGCAGGUUCUGGGUCUGCCCAAGGUCUCCUCCAAAGGAAGACGUCCAGGAGGAUGAAUCAGCUGAUCAACAUGAAGGCCGCUUGUUUUCAUGUUCAUCAUCUGCAGGGCCUGGUGAUGAACAUGAACUGGUCCAUGAAGGAACCAUCAGACUGAACCUGCAGCACCUCACCUGGAUUAGAGACACUGGCCCGUCCACGGGGCGGCUGGGCAAACCUUCUCUAUCAAGUCUUCAGUGUUGGCAGUGUCACUGGGUUUCAUCUGACAGAGCUUCACUGAGAGGACGAAGACAGUCACUCACACAUGAACGUGUCACGUCCAGAGAGAGUUCACGACCCAAAAGAGACGAGGAUGACAGAACAGGGAGCAGGAUCUCUUCUGGCCUGGGUCUGGACUGUGGAUGUUCUAUUGUUUGGUUCCUGUGGUGAAUCUACUCAUCAUCUCUGAGACAGAAUGCCUUUGGCAGUCAGCUGCUCUUUAUUACUAAUAUCCUGAAUUAGUGAUUGAUACUUUUGACCACAGUAAAUCUGAAUAUUUCUUUAAUUUCUUCUUUUUUCCUGUUUUCUUCUCGUCUGCUCUUUGUUUGCUACAGAACACGACAAUGAAAGAAGACUGUCAGAAAGUUAGACCCUCUUCCUCCUGCCUCCCUCAGCUGGAGGAUCCUGCUGCUCUGGGUGAGCUCCUGAUCUGGAGGAGCUCUCCUCUCUUCUGCUCGCUUUGCAGCCUCCUCCCGUCCUGUUCCGGUGUGCACGGACUGAUUUGGGAUCAGUGAAGCUCUCCGGUUCAUCCAUCCAUCCUCCGCCCCGCCCCGCUCUCUUCCAGCCGGACUGGAGGAUUCAGCAGCCGGCAUCACAGCGACCUGUCGACCCGGAGAAACGACGAUGGCGGCGGCUGCGGACAGAGGAGGAGUCCGUGUCGGCGCUUUCCCACCGGACCCGGUCAACCCCGUCGACGGGUCCGGUGCUGCCGGCGAGGCUGACGGCCGCGUCCCGGUGCCGAUGAACCUGUUUGCGACCUGGGAGAUCGACCGGUCCUCUCCGAGCUGCGUGCCCAGGUUGUGCAGUCUGACUCUGAAGAGGCUGAUGGUUCUGAAGGAACUGGACCGAGAGCUCAGCUCUGUGGUCAUCGCUGUGAAGAUCCAGGGCUCUAAACGGACUUUAAGGUCCAAUGAAUACCUUCUUCCUCCAGACGGCCUGAUGGAGACAGAGCUGGAGCUCACCUUCUCACUGCAGUAUCCUCACUUCCUGAAGCGAGACAUGAACCAUCUGCAUGUGAUGCUGCAGAGGAGGAAGAGGUACAAGAACCGAACCAUUCUGGGCUACAAGACGCUCGCCGUCGGAGUCAUCAACAUGGCCGAGGUGAUGCAGCAUCCGACAGACGGCGCCCACAUCCUCGGUCUCCAUAGCAACCUGAAGGAUGCUUCGGUGCGUGCAGCGGAGCUGAGCGUCCGUUCUCUCUUCAGCCAGCCAAUCGAACAGGAGGACACAAGUGGUCACCAAGGCAACAAGACGAAGGCCUCGGAUCGCUCUCCUGACAUGGAAAACGACUGGGACGACGAUGACGACAGCUUCUCCUCCGAGCAGGAAGGAAGUGAUGACGCGGCCCCACGUCAGGAUAUGUACGACGAUGACGAUGACGUCCAGGGAAAGAUGAAGAAGUCUCACAGGAAAAUGAUACGGACGUCCUCGCUGACGCAGCAGCCGAACUUCAAACAGAAGUUUGUGGCUCUGCUGAGAAGAUUCAAAGUCACAGAUGAGGUUCUGGACUCAGAUCCGGUGGGUCAGAGUCAGGAGGCUGAAGAGGACCUGGACCUGCUGUACGACAGUCUGGAGGUUUACAACCAGAGCGAUAGCGGCCCGGAGCUGGACGACAACGACAGCAUCCUCAGCACACCCAAACCCAAACUCAGGCCGUUCUUUGAGGGGACCUCUCAGUCCAACUCUCAGGCUGAGAUCGGGAGUCUGAACAGUCAGAGGAGUCACCAGAGAGAGCCCAGCGUGGCCGAGACAGAGCUGCUGUCUGCUGGACUGGAAGCUGCUCCACCUGCCUACGAGUCCAAAGGAAAGGAGGGCGGCCCGGGGGUGAGUGUGGACCAGAGAGUCGAGGAUGAUGUUGCCGUGGGAACAGAUGCAGGUCCAGCUGCAAAACUCUGUAAAACACACAUGUCACCAAGUAAGACAGGAAGUCAGCUGUCUCGCCAUCCUUGGAGCAGCUCCAUGAAGGACAGACAGAACUCUCGAGGGACAGACACAACGAGCAGCAUUGACAGUGAGACAGCGUCUGACUACAGGAUACCUCCACAGGUUGUCAGGAAGUCGGUCCUGGACCAGCUGAACCACAUCCUGUUCUGUGCGGAUCAGAUUCCUGACUGCAUCAUCCUGAUCAACACGUCGGACUGGCAGGGACAGUACCUGUCUGAGCUGCUGCUCGAUCAGCCAGUCGUCUGCACCGUCUCACCAGCUGACGUUCAGGCCGCCUUCAGCGCCGUCAUCAGCCGGAUCCAGAGAUUCUGUAACUGUAACUCUCAGACGCCUCCCACUGUGAAGGUGGUGGUGGGUGGAGAUCAGAGCUACCUCAGCACCACCCUCUGCUGCUUCGUAGAGCAGCUGGCCAGCAAGACGCCUGAUUGGCUGAACUACUUCCGCUUCCUGGUCCUGCCCGUCGGGUCCCACCCGCUCGCCAAGUACCUGGCCGCCCUGGACAGUAAAUUCAACAGCCUGUUCAUGGACGCCGGCUGGAGGGAGCUGUUUGGACGGGUGGAGCCUCCACCUCUCGAUCCUGUCGGUGUGGCAGCUCGAGUCUCUCAGUACGUGGGCGGAGCUGCUGUCUCUCACCUGUGUCCGAUCUCAGAGGCCAUGCUGACCUGCAAACACAAGAGCCCCGACGACGACUCCUGUCAGAAGUUUGUUCCUUUUAUCGGGCUGGUGAAGGUCGGCGUCGUGGAGCAGAACUUCCUGUCCACCUCAGUCGACUCUGAUGACAUCACACUGGGAUCUCCUCCCUCACAGUCAGCCGCACCAAUCCAGCAUCGCCUCCACACCUCCCCCCUCCCCCUCCCUGAGUGUACUUCCUGUUUACAGCAAAAACCUUUGUCUUACUCUGAUGAGAACCCUAACCUGUCCUCCUGCACCUCCCCUCAGCUGUCCAGGGGAGGUGUGGGUCUGCAGGUGGACUACUGGAGCAGUGUCAGUUGGGGAGUUGGAGGGAGGUGGAGGGGAGAGAGGAGGGAGGAGGUGGGAUGA